Aspergillus melleus is the source of this 1081-nucleotide messenger RNA. RefSeq lists its product as uncharacterized. Lineage: Eukaryota; Fungi; Ascomycota; Eurotiomycetes; Eurotiales; Aspergillaceae. Gene Ontology annotation, cellular component: mitochondrion. Gene Ontology annotation, molecular function: ATPase inhibitor activity. The transcript has 2 exons. The record is from RefSeq and is a predicted model, not a curated record. The coding region runs from base 137 to 421 and encodes 94 amino acids. Gene Ontology annotation, biological process: negative regulation of ATP-dependent activity.
UCCGUUGGUUCUUUCUGAUCUGUGAUUGACAAGAUUAGCAAGAGUUUUCCAUCCUUUAUCUCUAUCCCUAUCCCGGGUAUACCAAGCACCAGUAGCGUCUCAUCCUGUCCAUCUAUACUUCCGUACAUCAUCCACAAUGUCGCAUCUCAUCGAAGCCUCGCGCCCGCUGAUGCGCGCUCGCAACAACUCCGUCACUCGUUCCUUCUCCAUCGCCAUCCCUGCCCGCAAAGCCGGCGAAGUACUAUGGUCUCCCAAGCCGCGUGGUUUUCUCGCCGAAGUCGACUCGAUUCCCCGACGUGAACCCUCCCCCGGGAACCGAUACUCGUACACGCGCACGCAAGAGGCCGAGAAGCUGGGCUUCUUGAAACGGAAGAUGGCGGAGCAGCGUCAGCAUCUAGACGAGAUGGAUCGCCAUCUGUGAGUGCUUUGUUGCUUCCUCUACCAACCUUUCAAUCCACCGGAUCCAUUCUAUAUAUAUGUUUCUUGUCUAUUGGGGUUGGCAAGAGGGCGCUGACCACCAUACGCAGCCAAGACUUGGCUCGAGGACAAGUCACGAAGAAUUAGGGCGUUGAGUUUGUUUGCGGAGUACAGUGUUCGGGGCUUUAUUGAUUGAUUGGUGGUCUCGCUCUUUUCGUUGAUCUCGUUUCUUAUGUCGGUUGGCUCGACAUGUCCGUCUCUGCGACCCUGUCUUCGGGUUGUCAUUUCCUAUUUUUUUGCUCUUCUUAUCAGGUCUGGACGGUGUUGGUGACACCUCUACCAUCACGAUGAGAGGCCAUCACACCACCUCCGCCUGCAACCGUGACGCCAGGAUGUCAAGUCCUCAUUGACCUUGACUCACAACCUAUCCUUACCCCCGCCAGAUUGUCAAGCGGGACCUGAUAGUGGCUGGAAGGGGGGAUUAUGUUUUCGUUCGGCUAGAAACAUUUGUCUAUAUAUAUACCCCUUGGGUGGGAUCAUUGAAUGACCUGCCGUCUCAUCUAUCUAGAUUAUCCGAUGGAAUCAUAAAACAAUUGCAUUUCAAAGAAUAGUCUACUUGUUAGUUGUGUUCUAUGGUUUAUUUAUAGUAAGCGUUGAAGCUGAA